UGUUGCUAAACGUUUGUCUGCUUAAAAUUUUGUCAGACUUAUUUUUCGCCACUGGUGCUAUGUUACAUAGCGUUCUUACAUUUUAUUGUCUAUUCUCAGCAAAUUUUUGCACUUAACAACCAUAUUACACUCAUUUACGAAACUCUUUUUUUUUAUUAGAUUCUUUAGACAUCUGUGAAAAUUUUAAUAUAACAAAUUAUAUUUGCCAUGUUUUAGUAUGAAUUUUUUUUAUUUUUGUUGUGACUUUGAGAGAAGUGUGAAAAAAUAAUAUCAUAUAAAAGACCAAGAAAUAAAAUAUAUUAAAUUUAUUUUUUUAUGUAUCAGAGAUAGAAGCAAGGGAAGGAAAAAUCCGAAAUUAAUAACAAAAAGAAUCUAGCUUCUCUGGUUAAAAAGUAUGUCCAAUUCCACUGAAAAACUAUGCAGUUGUAAUGAUGAGCGCAUUAAGCAGAUUGUUGCCGACGCCCUCAACAGCAGUGAAGCAGGGGAUGCCACCUGGAUUUUGACAAGUGCUUUUAUUAUUUUUACUAUGCAAAGUGGAUUUGGACUACUUGAAGCUGGCUCAUGUUCGAUUAAAAACGAAAGCAAUAUCAUGAUGAAAAACGCCAUUGAUGUCUUGUUUGGUGCGUUGGGUUAUUGGCUUUGUGGUUUUGGGUUAAGUUUUGGUCAAAGCGAAUAUACCAAUGCAUUUACAGGAAUUGGAGCUUUUCUUACAGACUCUACUGAUCAAGACAUGGGGCAUUUAUUUGCCAAAUAUUUCUUCCAACUUUCCUUCGCCACAACAGCGACAACCAUAGUGUCUGGUGCAAUGGCUGAAAGAACUAACCUAAAAGCGUACAUGUUGUUUUCAUUCCUAAAUAUGUUUUCGUAUGUUUUUCCGGCACAUUGGAUAUGGGAUGACAAAGGGUUUCUACACGCACUAGGAGCGCAAGAUGUUGCAGGUUGUGGACCUGUCCACCUUAUUGGUGGAACUGCUGCUUUUGUGGCUACGCUGGUGUUGAAGCCAAGAUAUCAUCGAUUCGAUGAGAAAGAGGCACAAGAUUACGAGCAUUCAUCUCCUAUGAAUAUAAUUCUUGGACUGUUCAUGUUAUGGUGGGGCUGGUUGGGAUUUAAUUGUGGCUCCACAUUUGGUGUGAGUGGAGGAAAAUGGAAGCUUGCAUCCAGAGCCGCUGUAGUCACAGUUAAUGGUUCAGUCGGAGGCGGUUUGUUUGUUAUAUUUUACUGCUACAUUCUGACAAACAAAUUUAACCGUAAACUCGAUGUUGGAAUUUUUGCAACCGGUAUCUUAGCAGGAUUGGUGAGCAUAACUGGGAUUUGUGCAAUUUGUAGACCCUGGGAGGCACUCCUAAUUGGAUUCAUUGGAGGUGCAAUAGCGUGUUAUGGUUGCACUUUACUUGAGUACCUUAAGAUUGAUGAUCCAGUUUCAUGCGUUCCUGUUCAUGGAUUUGCUGCUAUAUGGGGACUGAUUAGUGUGGGUUUCUUCGCAGAAAAAGAUAUCUUUGACAAUCUGAACGAGAGCGAGGGUUUAUUCAAAGGUGGUGGACCUAAUCUUUUGGGAUACCAACUACUUUCUAUUGUGUGCUACUGCACAUGGGCAGCAAUCACUACGUUUGUUGAGCUGUAUAUCGCAGACAAAGUGUUUGGGCUCAGAAUAUCAUUGGAGCAGGAGCUCAUUGGAUCUGAUUUUUCAGAGCAUGGAAUAUCUGUGAUUGCUAAAGAGUCAUCUGAAGUGGACAAAAAUGGCGACCACAGCUACGAAACAACAACCAAUGUACAGCAUUCUAUCAAAGCUCUUAAGAAGAAUAUGCUGCUGCGGAGCUGCUCCAAUGCGUUUUCUAGGCGAAAUCAACUUGUCAAAAAAGAAAACGUUAGAAUUUACCCGGAAGAACAACAGGAAAAUGAGAAACCUACCUUUUCAAUCCAUAAUAAAUACAAAGAGAAAAACUACUGGAAGGCAGGUGUUGUAAACUUUGGAUAUAUGACUAUUGCUGACGGAAGAAAAGAGAAUCAAAAUUGCCCCGAAAACUAUAUUUCGAACCAUACACCUGUUUCAAAAAACAACGACGAUGUGAUCCCAUUCGCUAAUUCUGAAAACACAACAAUGGAGUCUUAACGAAGUAACAUCUCAAUCUAAAGGCAUAAAUAACUUAAUUGUUUAUUAAUUAAAUAAUUUUAAAACUUAA
This is a messenger RNA of Hydractinia symbiolongicarpus, 2180 nucleotides long. RefSeq names its product putative ammonium transporter 3. Gene Ontology annotation, cellular component: membrane. Gene Ontology annotation, biological process: ammonium homeostasis; ammonium transmembrane transport. The record is from RefSeq and is a predicted model, not a curated record. The transcript is spliced from 7 exons. NCBI's taxonomy places the organism in Eukaryota, Metazoa, Cnidaria, Hydrozoa, Anthoathecata, Hydractiniidae. Bases 395 to 2110 code for a protein of 571 amino acids. Gene Ontology annotation, molecular function: ammonium channel activity.